UUGUUUUAUUUACAGAGACUUGAAGAACUCAUCUCUGUCAAAAAAUGCAAUUAACAAGUGAGCAUUUUCGUGCGAUCAUUUUUCACAACUUUCGACGUGGAUUAUCACGACAAGACUACAUUGAUGAACUUAAAUCUUUGAAUGGCGAUGAAGCACCACCCUAUAGCACUGUGAAAAACUGGUUUAAUGUAUUCAAUCGUGACCGACACUCGCUCAGUGACGAAUUCCGUGAAGGUCGUCCAAAAAUGGCCGUUGUGCCAGAGAACAUUGAUGCCGUGCGUGAACUGAUAAUGCAAGAUCGUCAUGUGAUAUACCGUGAGAUAGAGGCAUCCUUGGGCAUUUCUCCCAUCAGCAUACAUUCGAUAUUGCAUAAACACCUGGUCGUAAAAAAGAAAUUUAUCAAACACAACAAGAGAUACGGCAAUAUUAAUCUCCAAUGAAUAAUGUCAACGAUGGAGAUAAAAAAUGCAGAUUAACUUAAUUUCGUUCUCUUGA
Messenger RNA from Teleopsis dalmanni, 495 nucleotides. Its product is annotated as histone-lysine N-methyltransferase SETMAR-like. The coding region runs from base 45 to 440 and encodes 131 amino acids. The transcript has 2 exons. Lineage: Eukaryota; Metazoa; Arthropoda; Insecta; Diptera; Diopsidae. The record is from RefSeq and is a predicted model, not a curated record.